Molecule: messenger RNA, 345 nt
Organism: Striga hermonthica
Lineage: Eukaryota; Viridiplantae; Streptophyta; Magnoliopsida; Lamiales; Orobanchaceae
Source: the annotation of a GenBank genome assembly
AUGUCUAAGUUACACCAUAUUAGAAAACAGGCAUUGGAAAAGGAGAAGCAAAACACAAACUUCAAUUUAUUUUCCAAAAACCUGAAAAAAAAUCAUCCCCUUGGCCUACCGAGAGCAUGCUCGACCCUUUCGUUAUCUUCUCUGUCGUUAUCUUUGUCGCAGAACUCGACCGACUCUUCGUUAACCGAUAACUCUACGUCGCUCGAUCAGAAAAUCUCGUUCGCCCUUCGUUUAAUAGCUCCCGUCAGGAAAAAAGAAGCCCUCGGUAGCAAAAUCGUGGAGAUUAAUUCUGGUGAGGAAGGACUUAGGAGGUGCAACUGGAUUACCAAAAACAGUGGUAACUAA